AUGUCAGCGGCGGAUCUACUGGUCAUUAUCAUUGUAGUCAUUUUGUACCGGAUCAAUUAUCAUUACUUUCCGGUGACUCUCCUGGACAUCACCCCUGUGUUCAGGACUAUCUAUGCACUGACGUAUGCUGCCGCAAAUUGUUCUGUGUGGUUCACGGUCACUUUCACCGUUGAUCGUUUUGUCGCCAUCUGCUGUCAGAAGCUGAAAUCAAAAUAUUGCACCGGGGAAACGGCCCCUGCGGUUUUGACACCAACUGAUGUUCUGCUCGUUCUGAAAAAUAUUCCAUUCUACUUUGCGUAUAAACCAAGAUGGAAAAUCGAUAAUAUCCCGUGGCUCUGUGUACUGAUGGACAGUUAUUACACUGACCUUGUGUGGGUGGGAUUUGACUGGUUCGAUAAAGUUUUAACUCCGUUCAUUCCUUUCUCUGUCAUUUUGUUGCUCAACGCUCUGACAGUCAGGCACAUUUUAGUGGCCAGUCGGGUCCGGAAAGGACUGAGAGGUCAUAACAUGGGGGAGGACAGCAGUGACCCAGAGAUGGAGAGCAGGAGGAAGUCGGUGGUUAUACUCUUCACCCUCUCCGGCAGCUUCAUCCUCCUGUGGCUGACGUAUGUUGUAGAAUUCGUCUAUUAUCAGAUCACAGGAAGAGGCAUCGAUCGGAAUGAUUCUGAAAUUAUCUUCCAUGAAAUCGAGUAUUUGUUGAGUAAUAUCAGCUGCUGCACGAACACGUUUAUUUACGCGGCAACUCAGUCUAAAUUCAGGGAACAGGUGAAGAGCGCGGUGAAAUAUCCUGUCACCUCAGUGCUUCAGUUAAUUAAUAAAGCCCAGCCGUGA
Pristis pectinata (smalltooth sawfish) is the source of this 831-nucleotide messenger RNA. Its product is annotated as probable G-protein coupled receptor 139. Gene Ontology annotation, biological process: G protein-coupled receptor signaling pathway. The coding region runs from base 1 to 831 and encodes 276 amino acids. The record is from RefSeq and is a predicted model, not a curated record. Lineage: Eukaryota; Metazoa; Chordata; Chondrichthyes; Rhinopristiformes; Pristidae. Gene Ontology annotation, cellular component: membrane. The transcript has a single exon. Gene Ontology annotation, molecular function: G protein-coupled receptor activity.